GCAGAGGAAGAGUUGUGAUGCUAGCUGUAGCUUAGCCUCACUGCGCUUCUUUGCCGGUGAACGUCGUCAUUCUGGCUCUCAGAGUGAAGGAAAUUGUCGCUUUUUCCGUGUUUUUCUGACCGUUUCGGUUCGUCUUAAUGACCUCCGGCAGCUCGACUCGUUCCCGGUUCGUGUGAAGCUCUCAGCCCGGGACGGAGCUCCGGAGGCUCGGAGGCUCGGGGGCUGACUCCAGAGCGGGAUGGAUCUGUUCGGGGACCUGCCGGAACCGGGCCAGAGCUCCGCUGCUGUCAAAACGCCUCCAGCAGCAGCAGAGGAAGAGAGGAGGACCAAGCGGAGCCGGGGGGAGGAGGAGGAGGAGGAGGAGGGGCACGAGGAGCAGCAGGAGCGCGGGAAGAUCCAGAAAGUUUGUAAAGAAGGUCUCCCCGUGUUCAGAGGCUACGUGGCGGCGAGGCGUGGCGAGCGCGACGAGAUGCAGGAUGCUCACGUCCUGCUGCCUGACCUCAGUGUGACCUCCCUGCCUCCACAUGUGUCUCGCGUGUCGUACUUCGCCGUGUUCGACGGUCACGGCGGCUCUCGAGCUUCGCGAUUCGCCGCCGAACAUCUGCACCACGUUCUGGCCAAGAAGUUCCCCAACGGAGACCCUGAGAACAUGGAGAAGCUGAUCAGGAAGUGUCUGGUGGACACCUUCAGACAGACGGACGAAGACUUCCUGAGGAAAGCCUCCAGUCAGAAGCCGGCCUGGAAGGACGGGUCGACCGCCACCUGCGUGCUGCUGGUGGACGACGUGGCGUACGUGGCCAACCUGGGAGACAGCAGGGCCGUGCUGUGUCGGAUGGAGCAGUGUGACGGUCAGAGGAAGUGUGUGACUCUGUCUCUCAGUAAAGAACACAACCCGACCAUCUACGAGGAGAGGAUGAGGAUCCAGAGAGCUGGAGGAACCGUGAGAGAUGGGCGUGUCCUGGGCGUCCUGGAGGUGUCCCGUUCCAUCGGGGACGGUCAGUAUAAACGCUGCGGCGUCAUCGCCACGCCCGACCUGAGGAGGUGUCAGCUGUCGGCCAAUGACAGUGUGACAGCGCGGUGCUCUGCAGGUUCAUCCUCCUGGCCUGUGACGGACUCUUCAAAGUCUUCUCCGCUGAUGAAGCCGUCCGCUUCGUCCUGGACAUCCUCCAGGAGGAGCAGACGCAGGACGAGGAGGAGCAGCGGUUCGAUUCCGCCUGCCAGCAGCUGGCCGGCGAGGCGGUGAGACGAGGCUGCGCCGACAACGUCACCGUCAUCCUGCUUUCUAUUGGCUACUGAGCGCAUGCGUCACUUCCUGUUUUUCUAAUAAAAGCGUGCAGUUCACUGAC
Salarias fasciatus (jewelled blenny) is the source of this 1346-nucleotide messenger RNA. RefSeq names its product integrin-linked kinase-associated serine/threonine phosphatase 2C-like. The record is from RefSeq and is a predicted model, not a curated record. Lineage: Eukaryota; Metazoa; Chordata; Actinopteri; Blenniiformes; Blenniidae. Bases 239 to 1243 code for a protein of 334 amino acids. Gene Ontology annotation, biological process: protein dephosphorylation. Gene Ontology annotation, molecular function: protein serine/threonine phosphatase activity; cation binding. The transcript has 10 exons.